Molecule: messenger RNA, 1006 nt
Organism: Mercenaria mercenaria
Lineage: Eukaryota; Metazoa; Mollusca; Bivalvia; Venerida; Veneridae
Exons: 4
Coding region: 1-609 (202 amino acids)
Source: RefSeq, a predicted model, not a curated record
AUGCCCUUCACAGGUUUGCUUGGUGGUGGCGGGGAGGGAUGGAGAUUUUCAAGCGAGGAAUUAAACAAAUCUCUUCGAGCAUUCUUUGCAAGCAUAAGAAAGACAGAUGGGUCGGAACUAAAGAAAUCAUCACUGACAUCAAUUAAGUACGGAAUUUGUAAAUAUCUGAAAGAUGAGUGUAAAAUUGAUGUGUGCAAUGAUAAUUCAUUUUCGUCAUGUCUUACCACAUUUAAGAGCAAAGUGACAGAUCUGAAAAAAAAGGGUAAAGGAUCUAUUGAACACAAAGAUGAAAUUUCCUCUGAGGAUCUUCAAAAACUUUUCAGUAGUGAAAAUAUAGCAUUUGACAUUGACACACCAUGUGGGUUACAGAAAAAGGUCUGGUUUGAAAUUAUGUACUUUCUUUGCCGGAGAGGGCAGGAAAAUCUGAGAGGAAUGAAAAAAGACACCUUUGCCGUCGCUGUCAAUGCUGCCGGUAGGAGAUAUGUCUAUCAGAUGGUGGAUGAAGCUGAUAAAAAUCAUGGUGCCGAGUCGAGCUGUGAUGAAACCAUUGGCGAAGGGAAAAUGUACGAGCUUCCUGGUGAUGUCAAUUGUCCGGUGGCUUCGUUUUAAAAAGUAUCUCAGCAAACUGAAUCCAGGAAUUGACUGCCUAUGGCAGCGACCGCUUGAUAGCUUCGAACUUGAUGGACCAAUUUGGUACUGUAUGGCUCCCUUAGGAAAGGGAAAACUAGCUGGAAUGAUGGGCGAUAUUUCGAACUUGGCACAUUUGUCUAAACGGUACACAAACCAUUGUAUUCGAGCCACAUCAAUAUCCGAACUUGAUAGAAAUGGAAUCGAGGCUCGACACCUGGUACGAGUGUCUGGACACAAAUCUGAAAUGUCUAUUCGUAGCUACUCGAGACGUUUGUGUGACGAAAAACAGCAGCAAAUUUCUGAUACACUGGCUAAAGCCCUGCAGAAAAAGCCAAAUGUGACAAAUAUAAAUCAACAGGCUCCAAUAAUCAACAUG